Messenger RNA from Bursaphelenchus xylophilus (pine wood nematode), 2486 nucleotides. NCBI's taxonomy places the organism in Eukaryota, Metazoa, Nematoda, Chromadorea, Rhabditida, Aphelenchoididae. The record is from the annotation of a GenBank genome assembly.
AUGGGAGGUGUUGAAGUUGAACGAUCACAUAGAAACGGGAAUUCAAGUGAGUUUUACCUUAUUUUAUGUUCAAUACUUGGUUUAAAUCUUUUUUGUUGUUAAAUAAUGUUUUCCAUGAAUAAAUAGAUUUUGUUAUGAUUUUCAAUUUUCAGAACGGUCAGAUAAUGAGAGAAGAUUCAGUGAGCACAGAACUGAGCGCAAGAGGAGGAGUAGAAGCAGAUCUAGGAGUCCACGGGGACGGAGUCGAGAUAAGGACCGGGAAAGGAGUCGUAGACGAAGCAAAGAGCGUGAUAGAGAUCGAGAAGAUCGGUAAGUUUUGUUUCAGUUAGUGUUCAUGCUUUUAGGAGGCUUUUAUCGACUUUUUCUGCGGAUAUGGAUUCGUUUUUUCUACAAUGUUAUCCAUGCAUAGAGUUGUUAAAAUUAUUCUUUAUUUUUUUAGACAUUCCCGCAAGAGAUACCAUGAGUCCGAACGAAGUCAUGAUAGCUCGUCUAAACGAACAUUCCGGGAGUCAAAAGAAGAUAAGAAACCAGAUACAAAAGCUGAUGCAUUUUCCUACCACAACAUCCGACAAGCGGUUCUGAGGAAAGCCGAAGAAGUCAAGAGCACGUUGCGACCUGGACAGGAGCCAACCUUCAAGACGGAGGCUCUGAAACCAGAGCAAGCUUUGGUUUAUGCCGAUUAUCACAUGGACAAGGCUGAAAAGGCGUUUGCCAAGUUGGAGCAGUUGAAGAAGGCGAAUGCCGAAUUCAUGAAGAAGUUGCCGAAAUUGGAUGGAACUCUUCCUGGUGAGUUGGGUUUCUUUUUGUUUUCUUGAAGUUUAGGCAGUUCAUGGUCAGCACGAGGUCUAGUACAACAUAAUAUAAGAAAAUGAAUACGGUUCAACUUUAAUUCCCGAUUUUAGCUGAACCGGAGCCAGAGCCCGAGAAACCCAAGAUGCAAUUAGAUUUGAAGCCAGAACUUCCCCAAUUAUCAGUCACAGAUCCACGAGUUUCCCUGAGAAGUGCUAAUCGGCCACGGAAAAGAGGCUUUCAAUUUGUCGAACAGGGCCAAUAUUCAAAGCAAGCUCAAAUAGAGCGAGCGCAAGCGAAGCUUGCCCAGCUUCAGAACAAUGUCUCCAAGGUCGCGAAGAACACGGGAAUCUCGGCAGCAGUCAAAAUGGCAAUUGCAACCCCAUCAGGUGCGGAAGCUCACGAUGAUUUGCCGGAUAUAGAGUGGUGGGACAAGGUGUUGUUGGAUGAUGGAAAGUAAGGUUCUUUUUAUUAGUGUUUCUUGCUUUUAGACGCCAAAUUGUGGUUCAAUAGACUUUUUGAGAUGGGAAUUUUUAUUUGAGAUAUCAGCAGUAUGAUGUAUAAUAUUUUAGUUACGAUUCUGUACCAUCGAAAGACAUAGCGUGCGAUCAACGAUAUGGAAAUAAGAUUACAGACCUCAUAGAACAUCCAGUGCAGCUAAAACCGCCUGAUGCCGCGCUCAAUAACGUCCCCAUUAAAGUGAGUUUUUCGAUUUUUUCUUGAUUUUUAGGUACUCCUUUGGAGAAAUGGCUCAUAAGUACUUGGAGAUGCUUUUUCUGGGUUGUUUGAUUAUUGAAACUUGAGAAGUGUGAAAUCUGCGUUCUGCUGAUAUGAUACCUGUCUAUUUUCAGGCCCAUCUAACCAAGAAAGAAAUGAAAAAACUCCGUCGAAUGAAUCGAAAAGAGGUGCAACGAGAAGAGACCGAAAAAAUUCGGCUCGGUCUAAAGAAAGCUCCCGAACCUAAGGUCAAAAUGGCAAAUCUGAUGCGGGUAUUAGGGAAUGAUGCCAUUCAAGACCCAACAAAGAUGGAGAAUUAUGUUCGAGAUCAGGUGGCGGAGCGGCUGAAGAAGCAUGAACAAAGUAAUCUGGAUAGAAAAUUAACCAAGGAACAGAAGGGAGACAAGAAGAGAAGGAAGAUUAUGGAGGAUACGUCGAUUCAGGUGUAUGUGGCUGUGUAUAAGUAAGUUUUUUGAUUUUUUUUUUUUUUUUUUUUUUUUUUUUUUUGAGAUUUUUGUCAUGGAUAAUAUAAUUUUUUGUCAAUUUUUACUGAUUUUUCACUUUUUUUCAGAAUUUUAUCCCUUGCCAACGCCAAGAAACGGUUCAAGGUCGAAGCGAACGCCAACCAACUUCAGAUGACCGGCAUUAUUGUGUCCGUGGACGGCAUGAAUGUUGUUGUAGUAGAGGGCGGUCCAAAGCAACAGAAAUUCUAUAAAAAUUUGUUGCUAAACCGAAUAAAAUGGUCGGAGGAGAUGGUCGGUCAACGCCGAGGAGUUGCCAACGAAGACGAGGAAGGCCAACGAAACGAAUGCACCUUAAUCUGGGAGGGUGUUGUACCAUCCCGAAAUUUCUCCGACCCACCACAAAUAAUUCGCGCCACGGACCACAAAAGUGCUCGUGAUGUGUUCCUGAAGCACGGAGUCCCCCAUUACUGGGACCACUGCUUCUCACAGUCGGUUCUUCUAGACAGCGCCGAGUGA